Serendipita indica DSM 11827 is the source of this 1626-nucleotide messenger RNA. The record is from the annotation of a GenBank genome assembly. Lineage: Eukaryota; Fungi; Basidiomycota; Agaricomycetes; Sebacinales; Serendipitaceae.
AUGCUCGAAUACGCAUCGGACGCACCAGCACCUCUUCCGGGUGCAUAUCCCAGAUUGGCAUCGCACUUUUUGCUCCAGGAUGGGACACCAGAUUACCUCCGGCUGAUUCUAAACGCAAAAGUAUACGACUUGAUUCGAGAGACGCCACUAGUACGAGCCACAAACCUAAGCACGAGGCUGGGAAAUGAAAUCUGGCUCAAGCGAGAGGAUCUCCAAGAAGUUUUCAGUUUCAAAAUCCGGGGGGCCUACAACUUUAUGGCCCAUCUCCGAGAUGAGGAGCGAUGGAAAGGUGUUGUCACUUGUAGUGCGGGGAAUCAUGCCCAAGGUGUGGCACUCUCUGGGGCCCGACUCAACAUUCCGUGUACCAUCGUGAUGCCUAAAGCGACACCUUCUAUCAAAGUGAGAAAUGUGGAGCGAUUAGGUGCCAAGGUUGUUCUUCAUGGCGAGGAUUUCGACGAGGCAAAGGAAGAGUGUGCGCGGCUGGCGUCGACACAUGGGCUCAUCUUUGUGCCACCCUAUGAUGACCCACUCGUAAUUGCUGGUCAAGGAACAGUAGGACUCGAGAUUCUCAAGCAGAUCAAUAGCGCAGACACGCUCGACGGGAUUUUUGGUGCAGUCGGUGGAGGCGGGCUGGUAGCAGGGAUUGCCGAGUAUGUCAAGCGUAUCGGAGAUCCGAGGGUCAAGGUCAUUGGCGUGGAGACGCUGGAUGGCGAUGCUAUGGCGCGGAGCAUGCAAGCAGGUCAACGGGUCACUCUCAAGGACGUUGGGCCAUUCAGCGACGGAACUGCAGUCAAAAUUGUUGGUGAAGAGCCGUUUAGACUUUGCAAAAAGUGGGUGGAUGGCGUUGUCACGGUGGAUAACGACGCCAUUUGUGCGGCGAUCAAGGAUAUCUUUGAAGAUACCAGAUCAAUCACUGAACCUGCCGGCGCAUUGGCUCUGGCGGGGCUGAAGCAGUAUAUUACUGAAAAUGGUCUCAUUGGUGCUGGGAAACGGUUCGUUGCAGUCGUCAGCGGAGCGAAUAUGAAUUUUGGUCGACUACGAUUCGUGGCUGAACGAGCAGAACUGGGCGAGGGUCGCGAAGUCUUGUUCACGGUCGAUAUUCCCGAGACACCGGGAAGUUUUGUUCGACUUCAUAAUAUCAUACAUCCUCGCGCCGUGACGGAAUUUAUCUAUCGGUAUAAUCGACCCGAUAUGGCGCACGUCUUUAUCUCGUUCAUCCUCAGUUCUGCCGACCGGGAAAAGGAAGUGCGCGACAUUUUGGGAGAGCUGGCGCGGGGUGGAAUGACGGGGACGGAUAUCAGUGACGACGAGCUCGCAAAGGCCCACGGGCGUUAUAUGGUCGGGGGCUGCCAGGAUGUGCAAGACGAGCGAGUGUUCCGUUUCGAGUUUCCGGAGCGGCCUGGUGCACUUCGGCGAUUUCUACACGGGCUUCGCUCAGAUUGGAACAUUUCACUUUUCCAUUAUCGCAACCAUGGCGCAGAUGUCGGAAAAGUGCUGGCAGGUGUGCAGGUGCCCGAAGGCGAUCGAGAGGCGUUUGGGCAAUUUUUGAGUAAUCUUGGGUACCAGUAUAUUGAGGAGACGGAGAACAAGGUAUACAGGCAAUAUCUUCGAGCCAGCGCCCGGUAG